AUGCGGGAGGAAGAGGAGGGACAGGAGGAGCAGGAGCGGGAGCGGGAGAAUCCCGGCGCUCGCAGCGCCCGCACGCUGAGCCUGCAGCACCCCCCCUGCCCCGGGAGCAUCGCCCCCAGCCCCGAGCCGCAGGUGAGGGCGGAGGCCGAGCCCGCCCCGGCUCCAGCCAGGGCUCUCCGGGAGGAUUUUUGGAGAGUGUUCGGAGCCGGCAGAUCCCGGACUCGAGCCCCGGAUAUCUCCGGGCUCCCUCAGAGGAGCUUUUCGGGGGCACAGGAGCCGCGAUCGCCCCUCGGGAGGGUCCCGGGGCUCCACGUGGGAUGGCCCGACAAGGAGCUGCGGAUGGAGACCAGGGAGGACAAAUCCCCCGGGCAGAACCUCAUGGAAGAGGCUGUUUUGAGCAGCUCCACAGUGCAGGAAUCCAAAGGGGAGGAAAAGCCUGGGAGAGCCCACAGGAGGAGGGGCUCCAAACCCAGCCCAGGGUGCUCUGAGGAGGAAAGACCCACCCUGAGCCAGGAAGGCAGCUGGAGAUCCAACCAGAGCUCAGAGCUGGUGGCUCAGGAGCAGCUUCAUGACAGUGAGAGGCCCCAUGAGUGCUUGGAGUGUGGGAAGCGCUUCAGGAAGAGAUUCAACCUGACCUGCCACCAGAGGAUCCACACUGGGGAACGGCCCUACGAGUGCUUGGAAUGUGGGAUGAGUUUCAGCCACAGGUCUGACCUGGUUGUCCACCAGAGGUUCCACACUGGGGAGAGGCCCUAUGAGUGUCCCGAGUGUCAGAAGAGGUUUCACACCAGCUCCCAUCUCCUUGUACAUAAACGAAUUCACACAGAUGAGAGGCCCUUCUGCUGCCCUGACUGCGGGAUUGGCUUCAAGCACAACUCCACCCUCGUCACCCACCGGCGCAUCCACACUGGGGAGAGGCCCUACGAGUGUCCCCAGUGUGGGAAGAGCUUCUCAGACCGCUCGUUCUUUACCCGACACCAACGAAAGCACCAGUAA
Messenger RNA from Camarhynchus parvulus, 996 nucleotides. Its product is annotated as zinc finger protein 331-like. Lineage: Eukaryota; Metazoa; Chordata; Aves; Passeriformes; Thraupidae. The transcript has 2 exons. Gene Ontology annotation, biological process: regulation of transcription by RNA polymerase II. Gene Ontology annotation, molecular function: RNA polymerase II cis-regulatory region sequence-specific DNA binding; DNA-binding transcription factor activity, RNA polymerase II-specific. Bases 1 to 996 code for a protein of 331 amino acids. The record is from RefSeq and is a predicted model, not a curated record.